AUGCUUGACAACCAAUUCAGGCUCCCCCUUCUGACUAGGGAUAACUAUGCUGAUUGGAAAGAGCUGUUUGAGCUUACCCUGGCGUAUCUAGACUUGUAUUUGACGAUUACUGAGGAUGAGCCCCCUGCCCUGAUUAAUGCAAGUACACCAGAUGAAAGGACUUAUCAUAAAAGAUGGACUCAAUCGAACCGUAUGAGUUUGAAGUUCAUUAGGGCUUAUAUAAGCAAGAACAUCAGAGGUUCUAUCCCUACAAGCGACAAAGCUAAGAAAUACUUAAAAUCAAUCGAUGACCAAUUUAUUGGCAUUGAUAAGUCUAUCAUCAGUACAUUGAUAGCAAAAUUCAGCUCUUUAAAUUACAAUGGAAAAACUGGUGUACGUGAUCACAUCAUGAAAAUGAGGGACACUGUCGUUCUGCUCAAAGAAAUGGAAGUAGAAAUUCCUGACGAAUACCUAGUGCAUCACAUUCUUAACUCACUCCCUACGGAGUAUGGGGCCUUUAAGGUCUCAUACAACACACAACAACAAAAAUGGACAGUCGAUGAACUUAUGAAUAUGUGUUUUCAGGAGGAGCAGAGGUUGAAGAGUGAAUCUAAGGAAAGUGCACAUCUAACCACUUUUGAGAAAGGGCAAUCCAUCAAAUCCAAGAAGUAUUUUCAAGAAUAA
Telopea speciosissima is the source of this 663-nucleotide messenger RNA. RefSeq lists its product as uncharacterized. The record is from RefSeq and is a predicted model, not a curated record. Bases 1 to 663 code for a protein of 220 amino acids. The transcript has a single exon. Lineage: Eukaryota; Viridiplantae; Streptophyta; Magnoliopsida; Proteales; Proteaceae.